AUGCAAAACCCGCAGAUGCUCGGCCAGCGCCAUGCGCCCAACCCAGUUGAAGCUGCUGUAAGGCGGAGUCGAAAGCCGACGGACAAGAAUCUGCCAGAUAAUGUUGAAGAUAUUGUGAUUGGAGACGUGGCGCAACAAUACAAGCGGCUACGAGAUGUCGAGAAGCGGUUGGACGCGUCUAUGAUCAGGAAGAGGCUUGAUAUCUAUGAUUCCGUCAAUAAAAACGUGAAGAGAUUCCGGACGAUGAGAAUAUGGGUAUCCAACACGGUCGAGAGCCAGCCAUGGCAACAGCAGGACUCCAAUUCCGACGAAGCUAUGGGUACGAAGUUGGGCGCAGGACGGUACAAGGUCAAAAUCGAAGGGCGGUUGCUCGACGACAACGUCGACCCGACCAUUCCUGACGAUAGUGAUGAAGAGGAAGAGACUGAAAACCGGGAGCGCGACCCUGACGCGAUGGAGGAGGAUACAUCAAGCGCAAAGACCAGCAAGCCAAAACCACAACGAAAGAGAUUUUCUCAAUUUUUCAAAACUAUAACUGUCGACUUUGAUAAACCGACUGAAAAUGGUGUCGCGGAUUUGGCCACGAUCACCUGGAAUAAACCAGAUGUACCGGCCAAUGCUGCAGCGCUACCAGCGAGUGCCGAUUUCGACACGCUCGAAUUCUCCCGAGCUGCAGAAGUUAACCUAAACGUGACCAUAAACCUCGUGAGAGACGAAACACCUGAACGAUUCCAAUUGAGCAAGGAGCUGGCUGCUAUCCUUGAUGUUGAUAAAGACACGCGAGCCGGCAUAGUGGCCGGAAUAUGGGAAUACGUCAAAGCUUCAGGAUUACAAGAAAGUGAAGAAAAACGCACAAUCCAAUGUGAUGACCGUUUGAGAGCUAUCUUCGGUUGUGAGAAGAUGUACUUUCCCGCCAUCCCAGAAAGCACCGCAACACACACUGCAACUCUUGAGCCCAUCAAACUACCAUACACCAUCCGUGUAGACCCCGAAUUCCAAAAGGACCCCAAACCCACGAUCUACGACAUCCGCGUUGCAAUUGAUGACCCUCUACGCGCCAAACUUAUCUCCCUAACUGCUUCUCCGGAGUUCCCUGCCAUGCUCCGCCAUGUGUCUAGUCUAGACGACCAGGUAGCUCUCGCAGUACAGGCACUGCACCAUUCGAAGGCAAAACACUCAUUUUAUACUGCAAUGAGUAAGGACCCAGCAAAUUUUAUGCAACGAUGGAUAAACAGUCAGAGACGAGACUUGGAGACUGUGCUUGGAGAAACGCCACGGCCAGGACAGGGUGAUAAGGGUAUGGAGUUUAGACGUGGAGGAGAGGAUAGUGCGUGGGAUACGGCUGUUGCGAGGGAAUCUGUGCGGUAUAUGCUUGCAAAGCCGCCUCGUGCAACAAGAUAG
Messenger RNA from Arthroderma uncinatum, 1401 nucleotides. RefSeq lists its product as uncharacterized. Bases 1 to 1401 code for a protein of 466 amino acids. The record is from RefSeq and is a predicted model, not a curated record. Gene Ontology annotation, cellular component: nucleus; SWI/SNF complex. NCBI's taxonomy places the organism in Eukaryota, Fungi, Ascomycota, Eurotiomycetes, Onygenales, Arthrodermataceae. The transcript has 2 exons. Gene Ontology annotation, biological process: regulation of transcription by RNA polymerase II.